GCCGUUUGCAAGGGAGCGACAGAGUAUCGCUUCAAAUAUAAUAAAGGUUCGCAAAAUGAAAACCUACGAAAUGCAAUCAAUGCCACUAUAUAAUAAGUUAUCUGAAUUAUAAGCGAUUGCAGGACUAGGUCGCCGCUGCCUAGGAAAAGCGCAGGAACUUCCAUGGGGAACAUGAAGGAGGAUAACCUAAAAACCUAAAUGCUUUCAAACGAAUCGGUCCAAGUAGACGUUAUGAGCGGGGAUUCCUUGCCGUGAUGUUCCUCAGAGUGUAGACCGGCUCGGAGUGUUAUGAGGCGCUAUGGCGUGGCGUGAUCUUGGGGUUCAGAUGAUUCUGGCGACCGCGGGGGCUUUUACAGCUUUCAGCCUGAUGACUAUCGCUAUAGGCACGGACUACUGGCUUUACUCCCGAGCCUACAUAUGUAACACCACCAACAUCAGCGCGGACGAAAUCCAGACGCAACCAAAGAAAACCAAAGGCGAUCUUACGCAUUCCGGGCUUUGGAGAAUCUGUUGUAUCGAAGGUAUAAAUAAGGGGAGCUGCUAUCGGAUCAACCAUUUCCCGGAUGACAACGACUAUGACACGGACAGCUCAGAGUACCUGCUACGUAUUGUUCGCGCCUCCAGCGUGUUUCCCAUCCUCAGCACCGUCCUACUGCUGCUGGGCGGCGUGUGUGUAGGAGUGGGUCGUAUCUACGGCAACAGGAACAGCAUCCUGCUCUGUGCUGGCAUCCUCUUUGUGGCGGCAGGUCUGAGCAACAUCAUCGGCAUCAUCGUCUACAUCUCCAGCAACACCGGCGACCCCAGCGACAAGCGCGAGGAAGACAAGAAGAGCCAGUAUAACUACGGCUGGUCCUUCUACUUCGGCGCGCUCUCCUUCAUCCUGGCCGAGUCCAUGGCUGUACUGGCCGUCCACAUCUACAUUGAGCGCAACAAGGAGCUGCGUUUCCGCUCGCGCCGCCGCCGCCCCCACAAGUCAGCCUCGUCCUCGUCCUCCUCGCCGUACUCCCGCAUGCCCAGCUUCCGCUACCGCCGGCGCCGCUCCCGCUCCCGCUCUCGCUCCCGCUCCACCUCCCGUUCCCGCUCCACCGAGCCCUCCCGGGAGCCCUCGCCUGUGGGCAUCAAGAUAGCCGCUCCGCCUGCGGGGGGCGACGUCUCCAUGUACACCCUGACUCGGGACCCGCUCAAAUCCGGCACCGCCGCCUCCUACAGUCCCGAGCACGACUCUGACUUCCUGCACAUCCACAACUGCUUCCCAAAAGACGUCAACGACACCCUCAAUAAGAGGACGACACCAGUAUGAAGCACCCCCCCCCCGCCCCCCCCCCCAUAUUAGGGUCAAUUUUUAAACCUGGCACUAAACAAACUUGUACUAAAGCUGAAAAAUCAACACUCCUUUGCAGUAUUUAAAACGUCUCUCCUGAAUAACUAAAACGAGGAAGUUUCCUCUUACCUCUGCCAGACGUAAACGGAGAGAGCGGGUGACCUUUCCAGGCUGUAGCGGCCUGUAGUGUUUUAUAAUUUAUUGAAAAGCUUACCUGUAUUUUCUGCUGCGAACCAGAACAUUUGUGUAGUUUUUAUUUUUUGGUGCCACACUGUAUUGUAACAGUACUUUGUUUCCAGUAUUUCUGAUAUUUUAAUUUUUCGUUUUCUGACAUUCUGCUUGUUGCAGUUUUUAACCCUGUGACUUAUUUGCUUUGAGUCCAGUCACUCAGCUUUGUACUGUGUUCUAAUGAAUAUUUCUAACAGACUCCAAUGCAGUGAAAAAAUCCCCCCCCCCCAAUUGUUGCUGGGUGUGUACAUGAGCACGGCGCGUCACGCCUGUCUCGUCUGUUUACAGCCACUGUCACCUUUGGACAUUCAAGUUCUUCCCGUAAACUAGCCGUGAUGCUCCUCUGGAUCAGGGGAAAGAGUUACACCCUCAUCUGAAAUGUUGUUACCAGGAAAUCUCGUUUCUACAUGCUCAGCCCCUUUUUGGCUCAGGGGAGGGAACAGCUCGACUCUGCUUUCAAAGAACGGCUAGAUAGAUUUUUUUUUUGUUAAGAAAAUAUAGACCUGUUUUUUUUUCCCAAAAAGAGAUGAUGUUGUGUUAGAGCUUUCUACGCUUCUAUCUCCUUUUUGGUGUCAAGGAGCAAUGGAACAUUGUAAUGUAAUUAUUUGGUUAUGGUCAAUUAAAUGCACAAUCUAAUUCACUAAGUGUGAAAGGCACUCUGCUGCUAUUCACUGCCCUACUCCCUUAUGUAACAAACAAGUUAACCGGUGACUUUAGGCAUCCAGAAAGACAGCCACCUAGACGCGGUCAGCUGAGGACCCGCAUGCAUCCCGCCGGACAUUCAGACAAUCAGCAUUUUAAACGUGAGCCGCCCCCUGGCCUAGUGCCAUGGUGGAAGAGGCCCAGUCAGUGCUUCUGUGAGUGAAAUCCAAGGGGGCUUCUGUGAGUGAAAUCGAUGCUGGAGCCGACGCAAAGCGCCGAAGGAUGGAGAACGAGGCCGCCAAAGACGCUGGCUCAGAAAACGCGAGCGAUUCUUCACUCGUUUCUAAGGAGGCAGAGCAGAGGCCAGCAGGCGUCUACUCUCGAACCCAAGGCCCUGGGCUUGUUUUUGGUUCUUUCCUUUCAUGAAUACUGAGAACCUUUAUUUAUUUAUUAGUUUCCCUUUGUUCAGGGCUGCCUGACACGGAGCUCUUUCGAGGUUUUGAGUAGGAGACGCGCACUGCAUUGCUGCCACUCGCAUGAGCAGCUCGUCCAUAUAGAGAAAAGGCACCAUGACCCCCCCCCCCCAACAUCCCCAAAAAGCAGCACAUGCUCAAACAUAAAUGGCAAGAUAACAAAAGACAGUCUGAACAGAGUCGUCAGUCGGGGAGCUGGAGGCAACUUUGUAGGGCUCACUUUGUCUGUCUGUGUGGGUGUCGGUUCAUGAGGGGCUGGAUCACACAUCUCACUGGGUCCUCCACAGCACAGUCUCCUGCAUCCCCAACUUCCAAAGCACAGUGUGGAUGAGCAGCCAGUGAGACAUCCCCCCCCUACCCCCUGUCUGUGUCUCUGCCCAUCAUUGAUUCUGCCAUCUUCUUAGGUCGACCUAGACCACAGGAUAUCGUGUGUGGGGGGGGGGGGGGUGGACCCCCCCCCCAAAAAAAAAAAACUACAAAAAUAUUGCACUACUCCUUGUUGAUUUGACAUUUUCCUGGAUGUGGGUGGAAUGUAGAUCCUUCACCUGUGAGCGCUGUGGGCUGUGGUGUGAUCAUCUAUCCUGAUGCUGCUUACAUUAGUAUAUGAAUCCCCCACUGCUAUGACCUCGGAAUCUUGACUGUCUGACAGCGGAACUUCCUCACUCCAAACCCAACUCACGUUGCCAACAAGACGGCAGCUCUGGUGGAUGGCUUCGACUCAGCGUCCCUCAGAAAGCCGGCGGCCGGGACUUGGUGAUAUUUGCUGGUGGACGUUAUUUGCUGGUGGACUUUAUUUGCUGGAAGAUGUAUUUGCUGGUGGACAUUAUUUGCUGGUGGACGUUAUUUGCUGGGGGACGUUCUGUGUUACAGCAUCCCAAAGCCAAAGCACACUUUCACCCUUUGGUUUUUCAGACCUGCACCGUAGCUAGAAGCAGAUUAAGACUCGAGGUAGAAUGGUGCCAUAAAUAUCCUCGGUGUACCGGGAUGGCGUGCUGUGCUGUGUAGGGUUUGAGGGGCCAGCGGUACCCUGGGGCAAGAUAUUUAGCCUGACUCACUUCAGUGAAAUAUUCAGCGAUAUAAAUGGUCAAAUGUGUAUUCUGUGUACGUCGCUUUGGAUAGGGCCUGUUUGCUAAGCAAAUAAAAGCUACAACAGAGCUUAUCUAGAUGGAGUCCACAAAUCCAAUCAUUAAGUCUCUUUUAUAAAAACGUACAAUGAAGGACUCUGUCUUUUAUAUACUGUAUAUAGUUAAAAAAGAGAAUACAUUUAUGGCUUUAGCAAUCAUGUCUUAUCAAGGCCUUAUCGUUUCAUCAGAAAUCAGGGGACGAGGAAGGCAUUAACAGCAGAACAGUAAUUGUAAUGUUGUCACAGUUAUUUAUUUCUUUUUGUAAGCUUUCGACGUUGAAUACCAAGACCCUUAUUUUAUACAACUAAAAUAGAAACUUAAGGUUCAAUCUGCUUUCUGUUUACCUUGAAGAAAGGACAUCUAAUGUACAUGAAGUCUUAUUAUAAAACAAUGUGUCAUAAGUGGAGAAUAUAAUAUUUCAAAGAACUGGUGUCAUCCUCAGAUGAUACGUGUUAUACAUGUAUAUAUGUUGUGUUUUUGGAUAUUUAAACUUAUUUUGUGAAACAGAAUUGUUUAUUUUUUGGGUACAUUGGUUUGUGUCAGUGUUGUUCAGCUCAAGUGUGUCACCAUACUGCUGUCCACACAUUUUAAUUAAAUCAGGGGCACAC
This is a messenger RNA of Brienomyrus brachyistius, 4396 nucleotides long. Its product is annotated as voltage-dependent calcium channel gamma-4 subunit-like. The transcript has 4 exons. The coding region runs from base 299 to 1300 and encodes 333 amino acids. Gene Ontology annotation, molecular function: channel regulator activity; voltage-gated calcium channel activity. Gene Ontology annotation, biological process: regulation of AMPA receptor activity; neurotransmitter receptor internalization; postsynaptic neurotransmitter receptor diffusion trapping. Gene Ontology annotation, cellular component: postsynaptic density membrane; voltage-gated calcium channel complex; AMPA glutamate receptor complex. NCBI's taxonomy places the organism in Eukaryota, Metazoa, Chordata, Actinopteri, Osteoglossiformes, Mormyridae. The record is from RefSeq and is a predicted model, not a curated record.